UGCUGGAGGGACCCUUCGGUGACUGCAGUCUCCCGGCCGGGCCGGCUGCCGCGGGAUCGGGAGCCGCCUUCGAGUCUCCUGCACCGGGGCUGCGGCGCGCGCUGGCUCCCUGCUCGGCCCUCGGCCCUGGCGCUGCACGGGCAGACCUGUGAGCUCCCGGGGUUCCCGGACGCCGGGCCCAGCUCUUCGGUAAGGGCUCUAGGUGAGGCCCAAUUCUCCCCAAGAGGACCAUGUCAUUGGAGUUUGGCAGUGUAGCACUGCAGACAGAAAAUGAAGAAGAGUUUGACAAAGAAGACUAUGAAAGGGAAAAAGAGUUGCAGCAGCUACUCACAGGCCUUCCUCACGACAUGCUGGAUGAUGACCUCUCCUCUCCUGAGCGCCUUGACUCUGACUGCAGUACGGACGGCAUAGCGGGAGAAUUUCAUCCUUCUGAGCAACUGGACAGGAAGUGGAUUGAGCGUGACAUACUGCCCAAAUCUCACAGUGGGAAUUGUGGCAAUGGCUGGGAAGAAAAUCCAAGUAGAACUGAAGAGCAGCAUCUCGGGUACCAACCUGGAGAAGGCGGGGAUGAGGGCGGAAGUGGCUACAGCCCUCCAAGCAAACGUGAGCAGACAGAGCUGUACCACCUCCCUGAAGACUUUAGGCCGUACACCGGUGGUCAGAAGCAAGAAUUUCACAAGCAGGCAGCCGGUGUCAUUACGUUUUCGGAUCCUCAGAGGGACAGUUGUCAGCAAUUUGGCUCAUUACAAAGACCCAACUGUCAAGCUCUGGCGCCAUAUAAAGCUAUAUAUAAACCUUACCACUCUUCUGUGCAGAGCAGUAACUCACCAGCCCAGGAGGUAGUAGGAAGUGACAUGUUUGAAGGCCUGCAGCAGCAAUUUUUAGGAGCUAAUGAAAACUCUGCAGAAAAUAUACAUAUUAUUCAACUCCAGGUUCUUAACAAAGCAAGGGAGAGGCAACUGGACAGCUUAGUUGCCAAGCUGAACGAAAGUGAACGCCAGAUUCGGUAUCUGAACCACCAGCUGUUAAUAGUACAAGAUGAAAAGGAUGGUUUGACACUCAGCCUUCUGGAAUCCCAGAAACUUUUUCAGAAUGGAAAGGAAAGGGAGAUCCAGCUUGAAGCACAGAUAAAAACACUGGAGACCCAGAUACAAGCGUUCAAAGUCAGUGAAGAGAAGCUGACCAAGAAGGCCAGAACAACCGAGAUCACCCUGGAAAGUUUGAAACAGCAACUGGUAGAGCUCCAUCAUUCCGAGUCACUUCAGCGAGCCAGAGAGCAGCAUGAGAGCAUUGUCUCGGGCCUCACGCAGAAGUACGAAGAGCAGGUGUUAUCCUUACAAAAGAAUUUGGAUGCUACCGUAACAGCCCUUCAGGAACAGGAAAAUGUUUGUGCACGUUUGAGGGAUCACGUGCAGCAGCUGGAGAGGAACCACGAAGCAGUCAAGUUAGAGAAGACUGAGCUCAUCAACAGGCUGACGAGGAGCCUUGAGGACAGCCAGAAGCAGUGCGCCCACCUGCUGCAGUCAGGCUCCAUGCAGGAGGUGGCUCAGCUACAACUACAGUUGCAGCAAGCGCAGAAGGCCCACAUCCUAAGUGAGAGCAUGAAUAAGGCUCUGCAGGAGGAAUUAACAGCACUUAAGGAAGAGAUUUCUCUCUAUGACUCUGCUGCAGAGCUCGGAGUCCUUCCAGGUGACUCGGAAGGAGACUCGAGUAUAGAGCUCACUGAGUCAUGUGUGCACUUGGGCAUUAAAAAAGCCAAUUGGAAACAAUCCAAAGCUAACAGCAAUGCACAGCAAGAAGCCCCACAUGAAGAGCUUUCAAAGGAUGAGGUUAUCCUGAAGUUGAAAACACAAGUUCAGCGCUUGCUGAGUAGCAACUCUAUGAAGCGGCAUCUGGUGUCUCAGCUACAGAGAGACCUCAAAGAGUGCCGUGGAACAGCGGAAGCUCCCCAGCAGUCGAAGGAUGGUGACAAAGGCAUGGAGACUAAAACAGAUACCUCUGACAAAACACCUAAUCAGUUAUGGCUUGAUUCUUCUGAGGCAAUUGUCAGAGAAGAUAUUCUACGACUGAAAAAUGAAGUUCAAGUUUUACGACAGCAGAAUCAGGAAUUUAGAGAAGCGGAAGAAAAACUGAAGAGUGCAAACCAGGACUUGUGUAGUCAGAUGAGACAGAUGGUGCAAGACUUCGACCGAGACAAGCAGGAAGCGGUGAAUAGGUGUGAGAGGACUUACCAGCAGCAUCACGAAGCCAUGAAGGCCCAGAUCCGAGAGAGUCUUCUAGCGAAACACACUGCGGAGAAGCAGCAACUCUUCGAAGUCUACGAGGGGACCCAGUCACAGCUCAGGUCUGACCUUGAUAAGAAGAACAAGGAGAUGGCCGCCGUGCAGGAGUGUUACCUGGCAGUGUGCAGAGAGAAGGGUGAGCUAGAGUCCGCUCUCAGGAAGACCGUGGAAAAGGCUCAGGAGCAGAAGAAACAGCUUUUGGAAGACAGAGAAGAAUGUGUAGGCAAACUGAAGCUAGAACUCGAAGAGAAGUACCGCGAAACUCUAAAGACGGAAAAACAGAACUGGCUGAAAGAACAAGAGCAGGCCGAGAAAGAGAGCAGACAAAAACUCAUUCAGCAGCUGGAAAAGGAGUGGUGGUCCAAAGUGAAUCACAGUGUAAAGGCUUUGAGGAAGGCAACGUCAGACCAUGGCAGCCAGACCGACCAGGUGGCUGCCGUCUCUAAGGCAGAGGCAGCGGUCCCGGCUGACGGGCAGGCUUGCCAAGGCCAGCAGGAGAAGGAGCUCGCUGUCAAGGAGGCUCUGAGGAAGCUGGAGGUUGAGUUGGAGCUCAAGCACUGUGAGAGUAUCGCACAACAGGUGGAAACAGCUGUGCAGAAUGCCCGCAGUCGCUGGCUACAGGAGCUGCCCACGCUUGCAGAGUUCAAGGCCCUGCUGAGAGCCCAGCAGCAGGAGUGGGCGGAGCAGCAGGAGCUGGUCGUGGCCCAGAGGCUGUCACUUGCAAUCUCUGAAGCUAAAGAGAAAUGGAAAAGUGAGCUUGAAAAUACGAAGUCAAGUGUAAUGCCUGUCAAGGAACUAGAAGAGAAAAUUCACUCUCUCCAAAAGGAACUGGAGUUAAAGGAUGAGGAAGUCCCUGUGAUAGUCAGAGCUGAGUUGGCUAAGGCCCGAACUGAAUGGAACAAAGAAAAACAAGAAGAAAUCCACAAGAUUCAAGAACAAAACGAGGAAGAUUAUCGGCAGUUUUUAGACGAUCAUCGAAAUAAAAUCAACGAGGUCCUGGUGGCAGCUAAAGAGGACUUUGUGAAGCAGAAAACCGAACUACUUCUUCAGAAGGAGACAGAAGUCCAGGCACAUCUGGAGAAGAGUCGCAGAGAGUGGACUCUGCAAGAGGCCGAGCGGACGCAACUGGAAGUUCAUCAGUAUGAGGAAGACAUCCUCACUGUGCUUGACUUCCUCCUGAGGGACACCCUGUUGGAAUGUGUUGGUGAUUCACAGGACAAGCAGCUUUCGGAAGUCAUGUCAGUUUGUUCUUCAAAAUGGAUAUCUGUGCAGUAUUUUGAGAAAGUAAAAGCCUGCAUAAAAAAAGCUUUUCAAAAUAUGCUGUCCUUGCUUACAAACACUAUCGCCUCAGAGUUGGAAAAGAGAAAUGUGAUCAAGACCUCUGCAGAUGCUGUCAUCUGGAACACUGGCCAAGGAGAUCCUGGGGUCCCAGCAUCCCUUCCUGUCUCCACCUCUGGACACUGUGCGCAGUCCUCGGCCUUGCCAGAAGCUGAUAAAAAGAUCUUUGAGUUUAAAGAUUUAUGCUGUGGACACUGCUUCCAAGAGCGUGAAAAGGAAAAGCAGGAGUGUCAAGUUCUGAAAAGGAAGCUGGAGAAGUACCAUAGGCACUUUCAGCGUUUAGAGAGGAUGCACAAAGCCACAGUGGAGAAACUUGGAGAAGAGAACAACAGGGUCGUUGAAGAGUUGAUAGAAGAAAACAAUGACAUGAAGAAUAAGUUGGAAGCAUUGAAGGCCCUUUGCAGAACACCACCGCGGUCACUGUCUGCAGGAGCCAUUGAGAGUGCUUGGUUGCCAUGCAGUGUGCAGGCCUUGGAAGAGCUUCGUGGGCAGUACAUUAAAGCUGUGAAAAAAAUCAAACGUGACAUGCUUCGAUACAUUCAGGAGAGCAAGGAAAGAGCUGCAGAAAUGGUAAAGGCAGAAGUGUUUCGGGAACGGCAGGAAACUGCCCGGAAGAUGCGGAAGUAUUACCUGACUUGCCUUCAGCAGAUCCUGCAGGAUAAUGGAAAGGAAGAGGGAGCUGAGAAAAAGAUUAUGAAUGCUGCUAGCAAACUGGCCACAAUGGCAGAGUUGCUGGGAACGAUUGCAGAGCCAGACUGUAGAGUCGGGUGUGCCCAGGCAGGCCGCUCAGUAGCAUUUCCCUUGACUUCAGAGUUGCUGAUGGGCAUUGAAAGAUCAGAAAGGAGCGAUGUGAAUCACAAGGUUCCACAUUCCGUUGAAAGCAAACCAGAGAGUGGGAAAACUAUCCCCAGAAGUGGGUGUGAGCCAGUUCCUAGGAGGAGGUCUGCGUCUAAUUCACAGCGGCGGUCAGAGGACUCAGAACACAGCGACACAAAGCCCACGACUUCCACAGCUUCGUCUUCAGAAUGUCAGUCAGUGGUUGGGGGUUGCAGGCCCCCAAACAUCUUGGCAAAGAAUGCUGCUCCCGAGUUUGUCCCAUGCAGGGGUGAAGGAGGCUUUGGUUUACAUGAGAAGAAAGAUACACUUGGUGGAGCUGCCUCUGAGUCACCUCUUUAUUCAGCCACCUACCCCUUCCUUGGAACUGCUGAAAAGAAAUCCUCACCUAGAUCCAUCUCAGAGUCCACACACACACCCCUGAGAGGCCCCAGUGAAACACCAAGACUAAACGCGUUUGUCUGUGGUUCUCUAACAGAGACAGAGAGUGCCGCCUGUGAGAAGAGUCGGGGUGUAGGCACGCGGGACACCCCAGUGAAGGACGGAAGGGACCCAGGCAGCUCUCCAGGCUGGCCUUCUGACAGCACGUUCCCCUGUGGCAGUCCUGCUGUGCUGUUUCUCAGUGAUAGGUCACCAAGGACUCUGGACCUGCUAGGGGACUCUGCUCAGUCGAAACAGUUCUCAGCAGCCAGUUGUCUUCCAGAUGGCCCGCAAAGCAAUAUGGUUCGUCAGAGCACUUCCACUCCAGAUCUGCCCAAAGAAACCCUGCAUUCCCAGCAAGGGAAGGUGGGGGCUCCGCUGGGACACCCGUCUCCACAGAGCACUGGUGUGUUAAAGCCAGAUAUCAGAAAACGGAGCAGCACAGGGCCAUCUCCAGUGUGUCAGAAGCCUUUGAUAACGUUCACUGCUCCCCUGACUAGCCAACGAGAUAGUGGCUUUGACAGCCCCUUUGUCAGUCUAGAAUAAUCAUGUGCCGUAUGUCAGAAGAUUCUUUCUAUCUAGACAAGAAAAGGGACAGGAAUCUUUUAUGCUGAGAAACCAUUGCGGCCUGCCUGCCAGCCUUCGUGUGUUUGAUACUCUCGUACCUGAGUGAAGUUAUGUGGGCUAUUUACAGUGCCUUCAUGCUGGAGGCCUGAGCCAUGUGCUGUGUGCCCUGCUUCCCUGUGGUGCUUUAGGCGGUUGCUCAGCUUUCUAUUUUUAUAUUUAUAUGCCAACUCAUUUUGCAGUGUUAAAAUAUUUAAUAAAAU
Psammomys obesus (fat sand rat) is the source of this 5701-nucleotide messenger RNA. It is a transcript of the gene Cep152, whose product is annotated as centrosomal protein 152. Lineage: Eukaryota; Metazoa; Chordata; Mammalia; Rodentia; Muridae. The transcript has 28 exons. Gene Ontology annotation, biological process: centriole replication. Gene Ontology annotation, cellular component: centrosome. Bases 231 to 5420 code for a protein of 1729 amino acids. The record is from RefSeq and is a predicted model, not a curated record.